CGCUAGUACCAGUUUCACGUGAUCGUUUCAACCCACUAUCGUCUCCGUCUUUUCUCGAGUCAAUUGGAAAUUUUUUUCGUCGGUUUAAAAAAUAGGUGAAGGACCGAUUUUUCGAGAAAUAUUUGUGGGUCAUUGGGGGAUUUUUUUUUGUUGAAACGGUGGGAGUUUGAGGUGCGGUUUGUUGGUUCGGAGAUUGUGAAAUAGUCAGACGAGGUUUUGAGGUGUUUAAAGUGGAAGCGGAUCGUGAAGAUUUCAAGUUGGAUUGUUUAUUUUCUCCUUCUUCACCUCUCUUAGUUCACCCUUUGAUUUACAGUUAAUUUACGUUCAAGUUUCUCCAACAACUUUUCAAGAAGCGUAAAAAAAUCUAACAGCAACAAGAAACAAGUUGAAGUGUCGAACACCCAGCGAACAAAAGUAACUCAGAGUAAAGACCCACGGAGCCAAGACAAAUUAAAUAUAAAAAAAACACUAGGAAGGGAUAAUAUAGGAGGCACUUUGUCAACAUUGUAAAGAGAAAGAACACCGAGAAAUUUUCAUUGGGACAUCCGCGACAUCCACCAGCAAGAUUACCGGUCGCGGCGGCUGCGCCAAGUAUUGUGGGACUGCUCCAUCACCCGGCAACAUUUCAUUCUCCAGCUUCCGCCAAUCCUUCACUACCAAUGUCAACUACCUGAAACGAAGUUUGCCUUCCAGGUUCUCCUCGGGGGACUUGAGCUCCGAGCUUGACGAUGAGCCCAGCGUUGAGCCUGGGAUGGCCUCCGUGGUACGGCAGGACUCCAGUCAGCCAUAUCAGGGGGCCCCGGAUCGUCCACUCCAGUGUCAACCAGCCCCUAUACCACCGCCAUCGCAACCACCAGUUCCUGGGGCACCACCUGGAGGUGACUUGAGCCUCAAUCUGAGACCGAGUUCGAGAACUACAAGUGCACCCUCGUCACCGGCGAAGACAAGGGAGAGUCUACUGCAGAGGGUUCAGAGUCUUACGGGAGCUGCACGGGAUCAGGGUGCAUCAAUACUCGGUGCAGCUGUCGGUGGUGCAACUCGUGGCUCAUCCUAUAACAAGGAUCGUUGUUUCACUCUGCUAGUGAUCGAUGAUCAGAAUACAGACUGGAGCAAGUACUUCCGUGGACGUAGAAUUCAUGGUGAUUACGAGAUCCGCGUUGAACAGGCUGAGUUCCGGGAGUUGUCUCUCACGGCUUGUGAAGCAGGCGCCACCGUGUCCAUGGCUGUCUUCCGCAAUGGGACCAAGGUUAUCAGAUCGUUUAAACCCGAUUUUGCCCUGGUCCGGCAAAACCUUCGUGACGCUGGGGAAGACAAUAGAAAUCUUCUUCUGGGACUUAUGUAUGGCAGCAUUCCGAGUGUUAACAACCUCACGGCGAUAUACAACUUCCAGGAUAAACCAUGGGUGUUUGCCCACCUGCUGGGUCUCCAGCGUCGUCUCGGCAAGGAUAAUUUCCCCCUCAUAGAUCAGACGUUCUAUCCGAAUCAUCGGGAGAUGGUCUCAGCACCUCGUUACCCAGCAGUCGUAAAACUUGGCCAUGCACACGGUGGGGUUGGUAAAGCUCGUGCCGAGAACAAUCAGGAAUUCCAAGAUUUAGCAUCACUGGCAGCACUAACAACUACAUACAGCACAUCGGAGCCUUACAUCGACACAAAAUACGAUGUUCAUGUGCAGAAAAUCGGAAACAAUUACAAGGCAUUCAUGCGAAAGAGCAUCAGCGGUAAUUGGAAAUCCAAUACGGGAUCGGCAAUGUUGGAGCAAGCAUCUAUGGCCGAGAGAUAUCGAGGAUGGGUUGACCAUGUUUCUAAUUUAUUCGGGGGUCUUGAUAUUUGUGCGAUUGAAUUAUUGGUGGGUAAGGAUGGCAGGGAAUAUAUCAUUGAAGUUAAUGACAGUGCAUUGUCGUUGAUGGGAGACUCGCAGGAAGAGGACAGACGUCAAAUUGCUGAUCUUGUUACUGCGAAAAUGCAAGCUUGCUGUAGACCACACAGUGUCUUAACCAAGACAGCAUCCAGAGGAUCAAUGUCAGGUGCGAGUCAAGCUACGAGUCCUGCGGAUGAGCGCGGACCACCAUCUGGGCCUCCGCCUGGACCGGCGCCAGUACUGGGUGCUCAUCCACCCAUUGGCUCGAUGAGCUCCAUGGGCAGCAUAGGCUCAAGCAUCGGUGCGACCACCGGCGCUGAUGUUACGAAAUCUGAUAGCCAUGGACAACUCGUACGACGGGAUUCCCAAGCGUCCCAAUCAAGCACAGUGAGCAGUGCUCCGUCAACUGGACGUCGUACCGACGAGCCGCCGCCCCUCCCCCCAUCGCGAGUGCCAUUUCAUCGUCAAGGAAGUCAAUCGCAGCCGUCGACUGGGGAAGACAGCGAGGACACCAUGAAAAAUCUCCGGAAGACAUUUGCUGGUAUUUUCGGAGAAAUGUAGAAUGGGUAAAUAAAAAAAAAACAUUACAUUAUUCAUAAUCCUGGCUGAUGCGAUGAUAGAGUUAAGUUUUGGGCAUUAAAAUAUAAUGAAGAGAUAAUUAAAAACGAGGGGAAGAAUGAAAAUAAUAAUUAAACCGGUAUUCUAAUGAGGGGCAAUGGGAAAGAGAGAAGGAAUCAUGGCGUCUGGACGAGUUGCGAUCACCUCGACGUGGAACAUUAAAUCCUGGAAGAUUAAAGCUCACUCGUCCGACAGUACUUACUCAUAUAUUCGCAGAUUAUACCGGGGAGAAUUGUAUAUUUGUGGCGAGAAUUUUUUGAGUUGAUCGCAGCCGAAUGAACUUUUUUCGUACUGAACUUCAUUUUUUCUCAGUCAGAAAUUGCUAGUAGUUGUUUCCGAAAUUUAUGGAAGAGAAUGUUACUGCAGGAAAUAAGUUGCGAUAAAUUUCGCCCUUCAGAGGACGAAACGUCGGACGAAAUGAAAUUUAAUCACGUUUUAUCGGAAAAAUUACACUUGGGAGUCUUGUUUUUGCAAUAAAACUCAUCCUUGUCUCACAUUUCACCCUCUGAAAGUCCAAUUUUGGUCAAUACUCGAACGCGAAUUUUCAAUUAAAUCCAAAAUUUCAGAACUUUUUUCUGCUUAAAUCGCUUUCAGUGCCACAUGGAGAGAAAUAUUCCAUCUAAAUGACGGAACUGGAGCUCGCGUAUUGUUUACUACAAUAACUAAUGAAAUUCAAUUGGCUGUAUCGUAAUUUCUCAUUGAAAAUUGUAAUAAAAAUUACAAAAUGUUAAAUGAUUUUCAAUAUCAGGAUGUUCUGAAGUUUCACUGAAAUACGGAGACGGUGGAAAUGUUCAGAAUUUGUGGCAGGAAAUUUAGACAGACUUUUCCAAGAGUGCAUGCUUCCCUAGAAUUUUUAUAAAAAAUUACAUCAAGGUUCCCCCACUAAAAUUCAAAAAUAAUUUUCGUUGUAUUUUUUGUUUUGCCAAUAUUGCGAUAACGUUUAAUGGCAAACGCGUAUAUUUUAUCGCGAUUCGGUCGUCACCUCAACACACUGCACCGAAAAUUCGAGAUAACAUCGCGACAACGAUUGAGAAUCCAGUGAACAAUGAUAAACCCGAUCGAUCCGAGUUAUUAUUUGCAUUAUUUUGUAAAAUAAUAUUAUCGGAGAUAGGACGUAUUUGCGAGGAGGUACUGCAAACGCACAAGUAGUUGUUAAGCACUUUCGGCCCUCAAAAAUGUCAAAAUUCGUGUUGCCAUUGAAAAAAUAAAAAAAAACCAACAGAGCGACUUAAAAUAGCAGUUGAAAAGUCGUAACCAAAUUCUUUAAUGAUAAUCGGUAUGAUCUGCUGAUUGCGUGAAAAGUGGUACGAAGGACAGUCCAAGAAAUUAACAUGAGUAAUAAAUGAUAAAACAGUUUGGCCUAUCUGCAGUAAUUGCAUUUGCGAAUAAAACCAAAGUAAAUGCAAAUGAAAUAAACGGAGUUGAGUGAAGAUAAUCAAAAUGAAUGGAGAGAAAAUUCGAGGGGGUUGUUAAUAAUGAGUAUGAAGGAUCGAUGAAUGCAAGCGCGCAGCCUCGGUUAAUGAUAAGAAAAAUCUCAGGGGUGCUAUUCAGUGCACUAGGUAAAACGUUAAGAAAAUAAACACAAAACAAAUCUUCUUUAAAAAAAACGAACAGAUGAUAAAAAUAGACCAGCCAAUUGUGUUGUAGCUGAAUGAGAUCUUUCUACAUAAUAGAGGCCGAUAAAACAAAAAAAAAAACGAAGAGAUUAACGAACAAAAAAUAAGCGCUGAAUAAAAGUCAUUAAGAGCCCGAUAAAAAAUUCCCUUCUAACCAAAAAAAUAACAAAGAAUUAGCAGAAUGAAAUGCGAAUAAAAGUGACCUAAGACAUAUAAAAAUAGUUGAAGUAUCAAAAAAAGAGGAAGAUAUAAAACAGAAAAACGAAACUAAUGGAAAAAAAAAUUAAUACAAAAAGCCCACAGUGCCAUGUUGCUUAGAUGAAUGAAAAAAAUUGUUAACUUCUCCAAAUUCUCGUGUUACGUGCUAUAAUCAUUUAUUCAAUGAAUGAUUAACAACAAAUCUACCUGAAUAAUCUCUAGAUACAAAGGAGAGAGCACAAGCACGCAGAGUUGGAUUUUUAAAUGGCUGAAGUUUAAAGGCACGAAGUUGAAAUAACUCAAGUGUUACCAUAGAUCAUAACUUGAUAAGAAAAGUUGUUGAAAAAAUAAUAAAUCGUGUAUCAGAAUUUUUAUAAAUAAUUUCGUUAAGUUUACUUCCAAAGCCGCAUUUAGCAACAUUUCAACAAUUGUUUUCUUCAUCCAAUGGACCGAAAAAAAAGAACGAAAAAAUCAUUUAUUUAUAUCAUGUAUUGGUAACAAUAAUGAAAACUUAGCAAUAUCGUUGAAAAAUACUCAAUUAUAAUAAUUGUUAAUUAUGUAAUAGUAAAAAUUUUCUACGCGUCGCGGCUCUACUACGAAUAAUUGUUACAGUUAACAGUCUCAUUAUUUUCAUGAAUAAUUCGUGAAUAUUUUGCUCAUUUCUCCCUCUCGAGAUUAUUUUUACCUUCAUUAUUAAUUCUUAUCUAUGAUCGUGAUGUCAAAUAUAAUUAAUUUAAACCUACCCUUUCCAAUUCCCGCCCCAUCCUGAUAUCCUCGAAACUAAUUUUACCUGGUAAUUAAGGGUGCUUGUGAAGUAUAUAAUGAUUUUAUGAGCCUCAUAUACAUAGAAAUUAGAUUACCUGAGAAUGGAGGUGAGGGAGGCUGCCGCGACACAGAUUUUAUUAUCUGUGGUCUCUCUCUCGCUAUCUCUAUUUUCAAUUUAUUCAUCAUCUUCUCCAGUACUUCGUCCUGCAACGAAACUACGUAUAGAAAAAAAACCACAAAAAGAGUAUAGAAAAAAAAAUGACGAAUUUAGGAAUAGACUUUCAAUGUCGACUGAAUAAUCUCAUCUGUUACUGCAUUUAAUGAUACUCGAGGGAUGAAUUUCUUGUGAACAUAACAUGAGAGCUUCAAUUCCAGAGUAAUAGAUUCUAACUUCUCGUGCAUGUAUCUCAAUGCUAUUAUAAUAAUACAAUUAUUAGUUUCUACGUGGAAACUGAUGAAAUUUCAAAAAAAAGACAAAUAACAAAUAGUAACAGUAGACGGAUUGAGGCGUAAUAAAUUGCCCACAAUAACCGUUAAAUGUUACCCUCUUGAUUUCAAGCGCGUGCUAGUCACAUACAUAUAUUAACAAUAAAACACUAUAUGAGAAUGGUUAUUGCAUUGUAAGCCACCAUUCUCAUUUAUUAUCAUGAUAUAUGUGUCAUAUGUGUGUUAUUUAAUCUCGUAGCUACGUGUCGACCAUUCCAAUGCGCCGAUUAAAUUGAAAUUAAAAAAAAAAAA
This is a messenger RNA of Diachasmimorpha longicaudata, 5793 nucleotides long. RefSeq names its product synapsin (gene Syn). The transcript has 10 exons. Gene Ontology annotation, cellular component: synaptic vesicle; synaptic vesicle membrane. The coding region runs from base 752 to 2419 and encodes 555 amino acids. Gene Ontology annotation, molecular function: ATP binding; metal ion binding. The record is from RefSeq and is a predicted model, not a curated record. Lineage: Eukaryota; Metazoa; Arthropoda; Insecta; Hymenoptera; Braconidae. Gene Ontology annotation, biological process: neurotransmitter secretion.